This is a messenger RNA of Oikopleura dioica, 777 nucleotides long. The record is from the annotation of a GenBank genome assembly. NCBI's taxonomy places the organism in Eukaryota, Metazoa, Chordata, Appendicularia, Copelata, Oikopleuridae.
AUGUCCCGUGAUCGUGACUACGAAUGGAGAAAGUAUUUUACAUGUCCUCGCUGCUUCAGUAAGAACGCGCGAGUUGUUAUCAUUCUAGCGAAGAAAGAUUCACCGAGUACACCUCCUUCUUGGUUGCCAGAAGAUUUUGUUUAUCCCGAAGAUAGUUGCGAUCCGGCAGUAGGACUAGUCUGUGAAGACAAUCACUUAUUUUUAUCCAAAGAACCGUAUUUUGCCCGUGCGAAGGAAAGCAAUUCGAAGGGAAAUGCUGGCCGUUUCUAUAUCUUGUGCUAUUGUUGGGAGUUCGAGGAAGGUAGCGAUGACUACUCAACCAUAUUUUUAACAUUCGUCGAUGAAGCAGUACGAAUUAUGGUUAAGUAUUGUGAAGCGGAUCCCAUAAAUGAGUUUGUCAGAAGCAUGCUGCGCAACGACUACAAGAGCGAGGUAUCCCGAUCGAAUUUCGUCGAUAGCUCGAUUGGGUCGAGUGUCAGCUCAAAAUGGGCAACGAAUAGCGAAUUUACAAGUGUGUCUAAACAGCGACCAAGAAAUUUCAAACAUUCGCCACGAAGCUCUGGAGAUCGCUCUCAAAGAGAAGCUCUCGAAAGCUGGUUAGAGGACAACAACAACAUCGCCAUUAACGACAUCAGUGCUGAACGUCCACUUCGAGACACCGAUUCCCGAAGCAGCUUUACUUGCUACUCGGAUCUUGAAGAACCUGCUUUGUCAGAGGAAUCUGAUAACGAUUCCGAAAGCGAGUCGGACCCCAUUGCUAUUGUUACGAACAGGUAA